AUGCUCACAACUCCCUAUCAGUUUGAAUUAUCUGAUGGUUCACCAAAGAGGAAAAAAGCUUCAGGUGUUGUUAGCAAUAUCGAAACAAACAAUUUGGGUCUCGAUAAUUUAAUCACCUUAAAUUCUCCGACUUCGCCAAAUCCUCCUCCUAAUAGUAAUAAACCAGUUUCUCAUGAUAAUCGUAAAGACUCGGGUGUUACUACCAACGCUACAACCUCAAUCUCGAAUUGUACGACUUCCAAAAGAGCUUUUUCUAACCCACCUGCAAUUGUGGUGCAAGUUCCUCCAAACCCUUCGGCUGCUGUUAAUGCUGAUGAUCCUUCAUCUUCUAAUCAGCUUGUUGUUGUUGCACGUCGCAAAACAGUUUUUAUAUCCAGACUUCAUCCUGAAACAUCUAUCGUUAAUAUCCGUAAUUAUAUGAAAUCUAAGUUACGUGACGUUAGCGAUAAUGAUUUAAACAUCUUUAAAUUUAAAUCGUCCCAGGAGCGCGACAUCUCGUCGUUUAAAAUAACAGUUCCUAAUAGACUUUUUAACACUGUUGUUAGUAGUUCGUUUUGGCCCGAUGAUAUUUUGGUAAAAGAAUUUGUUUUUAGAGAACGCUCCAAUGUAGAUAAGUCUGUAAACAUCGUAACUGCGCCAAAAAACUAA
This is a messenger RNA of Musca domestica (house fly), 648 nucleotides long. RefSeq lists its product as uncharacterized. The record is from RefSeq and is a predicted model, not a curated record. NCBI's taxonomy places the organism in Eukaryota, Metazoa, Arthropoda, Insecta, Diptera, Muscidae. The coding region runs from base 1 to 648 and encodes 215 amino acids. The transcript has 2 exons.